GGGAGGCGUUGGGGAUGUGCAGGGUGAGCCUGUGGGUUUAGCGCGUGUUAGCGGGAAUGGCGUAGCCCAGUGGCCUGGGUGGCUCCGGGACGGCGGGAGGACGCGAAACCUGAUGAGAGGAUGAGGCUGUUGGAAUUUGCGGUGUUGGCUCUAUUUGCUGUCACUCAAGCAGAGGAAGGAGCCAGGCUUUUGGCCUCCAAAUCACUGUUGAACAGAUACGCUGUGGAGGGACGAGACCUGACCUUACAGUACAACAUCUACAAUGUUGGCUCAAGUGCUGCAUUAGAUGUGGAAUUAUCUGAUGAUUCUUUCCCUCCAGAAGACUUUGGCAUUGUCUCUGGAAUGCUCAAUGUCAAAUGGGACCGGAUUGCCCCUGCUAGCAAUGUCUCCCAUACUGUGGUCCUGCGCCCUCUCAAGGCUGGAUAUUUCAACUUCACCUCAGCGACAAUCACUUACCUGGCCCAGGAGGAUGGGCCUGUUGUGAUUGGCUCUACCAGUGCACCUGGACAGGGAGGAAUCCUGGCUCAGCGAGAGUUUGAUAGACGAUUCUCCCCCCACUUUCUGGACUGGGCAGCCUUUGGGGUCAUGACACUUCCAUCCAUCGGCAUCCCCCUGCUCUUGUGGUACUCCAGCAAGAGGAAGUAUGACACCCCCAAAGUGAGGAAGAGCUGAGUGGGCGUUCCAUGGCCUCCUUUCCCCUGAAAUCCAGGUGCUUUCCAGACUCCAAAGGAUAUCUCAGAUGCAGUCUCUUCUCCCUUAGCCCUUGGCCACCUUCUCCUGGAUCCUGAUCUCAGCCAGAGUGAAAGACCAGGUCCUGAAGUCCACAAGAGCCUCCUCGGUUACAGCAUGAAGCCAUACAAACAAGAACAUCUUUGGCAACAGCCCUUGAACCUAGAGGCCCUCUGGUGCUCCAAUGAGCUGCUGCUGUUAAUAUUGCUGGCAAUGAAUUCUCUCAGGGGUCCAGAGCAUGGCGUGGGGGCACAUAAGAGAUUGCUUGACACUACCCCAUCCCCCGCCUUCCCCUCUUAAAGAGGGUAGAAGAUGAAAUGAAAGCUAUGGGACUCUCAGAGGCUACCCAGUCUCUGUUCGGGGUUGGGGAGGUACUUACUAAUUGGGAUUUUCUAAUAAAAACAAAUGCCA
Molecule: messenger RNA, 1140 nt
Organism: Nycticebus coucang (slow loris)
Lineage: Eukaryota; Metazoa; Chordata; Mammalia; Primates; Lorisidae
Gene: SSR2
Product: signal sequence receptor subunit 2
Exons: 6
Coding region: 121-672 (183 amino acids)
Cellular component (GO): endoplasmic reticulum; membrane
Source: RefSeq, a predicted model, not a curated record